AUGAAGCUCGUAGUGCCGGUUGCGCUCUUCGCCCUCGGCGCGAUCUCUGCCAUUGCGGCCCAACGCUUUCUGCAAUCGCCAUCGCCACCAGCGACCAAGCCGUCGGCCCGCGACCUCCCGGCGACCGCCCCGUCGUCGUCGUCAGGCCAGGUCUUGACCAACGAGCAAUUCUCGCGCAUCAAUUCGUUCUUUGGCGACGAAGGCUUUGCCAAGAUUCAAGAUGCCUUUGUGAUUGUGAUCGGUCUUGGCGGCGUCGGGUCGCACGCUGCUCACAUGCUCGCGCGGUCCGGCGUCAAGAAGCUCCGCCUCAUCGACUUCGACAACGUGACACUCUCGUCGCUCAACCGACACGCUGUCGCGACGCGCGCAGACGUUGGCUUGUCCAAGGCUGCUGUGCUCAAAAAGCACUUGCACGAAAUCGUGCCGCAAUGCGAGGUCGAGGCGGUGCCUCUCAUGUUUGAGGCCGACGUCGCCGACGAGCUGCUCGCGGGCAACCCGACGUACGUCUUGGAUUGCAUUGAUGACGUGACGACCAAGACUGCUCUUUUGGUCGCGGCGAGCACGAAGGGCCUCAAGGUGAUCACGGCGACCGGCGCCGGCGGCAAGGCUGACCCGACGCGCAUUCACAUUGGCUCGCUGCAGGACGCUGUGCGCGAUCCGUUGGCGUCCAAGAUUCGCUACUUUCUCAAGAAGAAGGGUAUCGACGCGUCGACCGUCACGACGGUCUACUCGAGCGAAAAGACGAUUGCGAAGCUCUUGCCGCUCGAUGCCGAGCAGGCCGCGGACCCCGGUGCGUUUGGCAACGUCGAGAACAUGCGCAUCCGCGUCAUCCCGGUGCUUGGCACGAUGCCGGCGAUGUUUGGCCAGUCGAUGGCGGCUUUCGUCUUGACCGACAUGGCCGGGCUUCCCAUCAAUCCCGAAAACAUGCCCAAGCUCGGUCGCGAGCAACGCAACAAGUUUUACCAGCAGCUUCAACAGCGUGAGAAGAACCUCGGGUUUUCCCAAAAGAUUGCCGUCGACAAGGAUGAUAUGGACUUUCUGUACCAAGAAGUGUGGAAGGCCCGCAGCUCCGUGAGCGGCAUUCGCUGCGGCGGCGUCGACCGCACGUACAUGACGCGGUGGCGCAAGGACCAGCCUCUCUCGCCGGGCAACAUUGUCAUUUUGACCACGAAGGAGCUCAAGCAAAUGGACGACCACGGCAUCGAGUCCUUUGGCGACGACGUAGUCGCUCGCAUUGACGCCAACCUGGCGUCGUUCGGACCCUGGGAAGUUUAA
This is a messenger RNA of Saprolegnia diclina VS20, 1275 nucleotides long. RefSeq lists its product as hypothetical. Lineage: Eukaryota; Oomycota; Saprolegniomycetes; Saprolegniales; Saprolegniaceae. Gene Ontology annotation, biological process: cyclic threonylcarbamoyladenosine biosynthetic process. The record is from RefSeq and is a predicted model, not a curated record. The transcript is spliced from 5 exons. The coding region runs from base 1 to 1275 and encodes 424 amino acids. Gene Ontology annotation, molecular function: ubiquitin-like modifier activating enzyme activity; tRNA threonylcarbamoyladenosine dehydratase activity.